Kwoniella botswanensis is the source of this 798-nucleotide messenger RNA. RefSeq lists its product as uncharacterized. The record is from RefSeq and is a predicted model, not a curated record. Bases 1 to 798 code for a protein of 265 amino acids. NCBI's taxonomy places the organism in Eukaryota, Fungi, Basidiomycota, Tremellomycetes, Tremellales, Cryptococcaceae. The transcript is spliced from 3 exons.
AUGUCACUCCAGAGUUUCCAGGAAUUUCUCGAUGGUAUAGACGACACCCUCGAUCCUCUCCCUUCACCUCCCACCCCUCCGUUACGCCCACGCAAACCAUCACCUAAAUUCCCUGAGGAUGUACUUUCGACCAUAUUUGACAUAUUCACUUCAAUCAAUUUCCCCAAUCUCAAAAUCGCCGUACGGGUCAACACAUUCCUAUACAAUCGAUACCAACCCAAACUGUACCGAUACAUAUCGUUAAAUAGUAACAACGUAGGGGAUUUCCAAUUGCAUGCUACAUUGAUUCUUGCAGCUUCAGAUACGGGUUUACCGCCAAGAAGAAACCGUGAUCGAUUCCUCAACCUGUGUCAUUCGAUUACCCAUCUAGAGAUCGACGAUGAAGAAGCAAAAAACCUCAGAGCGUACGAUAAGAAAAAUCCUAAAUCACCUGAAAUUUGGAAAUUGGAGAUAUUGAAGAGUCACUGGAAUCUGCAUUCCAUGACUUUUCAUAAUGAUGUUGGAUCGACGAGAAUCAUUUUUACGGGUGUCCCACUUCAGAGAUUCUUCAUGGCGCACCUUGCCGGUCGGUCGCCAUCGGUUUUGAUGCCAAGUACGGAAGAUAAUAUCGGUAACGACCAGACUCGGGUGCAAAUUUAUCAGGACUCCCCGAAUCAUACCGUCGGUAUGUCGGUAGAUCUGCAGAGAAGGAUCAGGGGUCAAGAUGUGACGGUUUUUGGGGAUCAGUCAAUGGGUGAAUGCGUUUGCUGCUCUUCGAGUCGAAGGAUAUCGGAAGAUGUGAUAUCCAUACGUUGGUAG